Molecule: messenger RNA, 801 nt
Organism: Crotalus tigris (Tiger rattlesnake)
Lineage: Eukaryota; Metazoa; Chordata; Lepidosauria; Squamata; Viperidae
Product: coatomer subunit beta-like
Exons: 6
Biological process (GO): intra-Golgi vesicle-mediated transport; intracellular protein transport; endoplasmic reticulum to Golgi vesicle-mediated transport
Cellular component (GO): cytoplasm; COPI vesicle coat
Source: RefSeq, a predicted model, not a curated record
GCAGCAGCUCAGUGCUAUAUUGACCUGAUUAUUAAAGAAAGUGACAACAAUGUGAAACUGAUUGUUCUGGAUCGCUUGAUUGAACUCAAGGAUCACCCUUCCCAUGAAAGAGUACUACAAGAUUUGGUUAUGGACAUACUGAGAGUUUUAAGUACUCCUGAUCUGGAAGUUCGCAAAAAGACAUUACAAUUGGCACUUGAUCUUGUAUCUUCCAGAAAUGUAGAAGAGUUGGUGAUUGUUUUGAAGAAAGAAGUCAUUAAAACAAAUAAUGUGACUGAACACGAAGACACUGAUAAAUACAGACAGUUGCUUGUUCGGACUUUACAUUCUUGUAGUGUUCGGUUCCCAGAAAUGGCUGCAAAUGUCAUUCCUGUGUUGAUGGAGUUCUUAAGUGACUACAAUGAAGCGGCAGCUGCAGAUGUGUUGGAGUUUGUGCGUGAAGCUAUUCAGCGUUUUGAUAAUCUCAGGCUGCUAAUUGUAGAGAAAAUGUUGGACGUCUUCCAUGCAAUUAAGUCUGUCAAAAUUUAUCGGGGAGCACUUUGGAUCCUUGGCGAAUACUGCAGCACAAAGGAAGAUAUACAGAGCGUAAUGACAGAGGUCCGUAGAUCAUUGGGAGAGAUCCCGAUAGUAGAAUCUGAAAUCAAGAAAGAAGCUGGCGAGCUGAAACCUGAGGAGGAAAUCACCGUGGGUCCUGUCCAAAAGCUGGUAACUGAAAUGGGAACUUAUGCUACACAGAGUGCCCUUAGUAGCUCCAGACCUGCCAAAAAGGAAGAAGAAAGGUGAUUAAGUUUUUGCUGUUCU